AUGGCCAUGGCGACGCAAGCCACCGUCUUCACCCCCACCACGCUCGCGGCGAAGCCCACCACCUCCGCGGCCCCCGCGCGGGUGGCGGCGCCGUGGAAGCUCGUCGCCGGAAAGCCGCUGGGCUCCGCCUCGCGCGGCAGCCUGCGGACCCGCGCCACCGAGGGGACGGCGGCGCCGGCGGCGGAGGAAAAGGCCCCCGCCGGGUUCACCCCCCCGCAGCUGGACCCCAACACGCCCUCGCCGAUCUUUGCCGGCAGCACGGGGGGCCUCCUGAGGAAGGCGCAGGUGGAGGAGUUCUACGUGAUCACCUGGGACUCCCCCAAGGAGCAGGUUUUCGAGAUGCCCACUGGCGGCGCCGCCAUCAUGCGGCAGGGCCCCAACCUGCUGAAGCUGGCGAGGAAGGAACAGUGCCUGGCUCUGGGCACUCGCCUCAGGUCCAAGUACAAGAUCAAGUACCAGUUCUACCGGGUCUUCCCCAAUGGGGAGGUGCAGUACCUCCACCCCAAGGAUGGUGUCUACCCUGAGAAGGUCAACCCCGGCCGCCAGGGGGUGGGUCAGAACUUCCGCUCCAUCGGGAAGAACGUCAGCCAAAUCGAGGUCAAGUUCACCGGCAAGCAGGUCUAUGAGCUGUGA
Molecule: messenger RNA, 633 nt
Organism: Spirodela intermedia
Lineage: Eukaryota; Viridiplantae; Streptophyta; Magnoliopsida; Alismatales; Araceae
Source: the annotation of a GenBank genome assembly